This is a messenger RNA of Cuscuta epithymum, 2130 nucleotides long. The record is from the annotation of a GenBank genome assembly. Lineage: Eukaryota; Viridiplantae; Streptophyta; Magnoliopsida; Solanales; Convolvulaceae.
AUUUAUUUUAUUUUAUGGAUUUUGGAUGGAUACACUAUACAGGCAGCUUGGUGAGAAGUGGCUUGCAGGAACCCCAAGCUUACAAGAAAGCAAGCUGAGGCACCAUCACUGUUUAAUUAUCCAAAACCAAAAUGCGGAAACCCUGGUUUCUGGCAUUCCUCCUCCAAGCCAUUGCCGCCGGGGGCGUCGGAUUUGGAGUCGGAAUAGGCGGUCGCGGGGUUUGGAUUGGCGGCGGCGGCGGCGGCAGUUCAGACCCAGAGCUGUCAAAGGCUUACACUGCUCUGCAAGCGUGGAAAUCAGCAAUCUCAAAUGACCCGAUGGGGAUCUUGAGUACAUGGGUUGGCCCAAAUGUGUGCAACUACAAAGGCGUCUUCUGCUCAGAGGAUGGGAUGUCACCAGCUGGUAGCAGGUAUAGAUCUGAACCAUGGAAACCUUCAAGGAACACUGGUAAAGGAGCUGUCUUUAUUGUCAGAUCUCUCCCUUCUCCAUCUAAACACCAAUAGGUUCUCCGGCCCAAUCCCGCAGACCUUCUCAGCCCUCAAAUCACUCACAGAGCUUGACCUGAGCAACAACCAAUUCUCAGGGCCUUUCCCAACCACCCUUCUCCUUAUACCAAACCUUCGAUUCAACACCUUCUCAGGACCCAUUCCGGAUGAACUGUUCAGCAAGAAUCUCGAUGCCAUCUUUCUGAAUAACAACCAAUUCAGUGGGGAGAUUCCUCAGAAUUUGGGCACCUCUCCAUCUUCGGUCAUAAAUCUGGCCAAUAACAACUUGUCCGGUGAAAUACCCUUCAGCCUGGGUGGAAGAAUUAAGGAGAUACUGUUCCUGAACAACCAGCUGACGGGAUGCAUCCCGGAAGGGGUUGGGCUGUGGACGGAUUUGCAGGUUCUGGACGUGAGUUACAAUGGUUUGGGCGGGCGGUUGCCGGAAUCGAUGUCUUGCCUGACGGAGAUGGAAGUGUUGAACUUGGGACAUAACAGGCUGAGCGGGGAGUUGGAAGAUUUGGUUUGUUCGUUGAGGAGGCUGGUGAAUUUGACACUGGGAGACAAUUUCUUCUCAGGCAUGAGUCAAGGAUGCAAGCAGCUGCUUUCCUCGAGGAAUGUUGGUUUUGAUUUCUCAUUUAAUUGUAUCCCGGGAAGGGAGAUGCAGAGGCCCCAACCAGAUUGUUCUUUCAUCCAUGGAGGUAGUUUGAGCUGUCUUAGAAUCCCCUCUGUGGUGAAGCCGUUGAUCUGUGGAACAUUGCUUGGUGGUGAGGAGGCCGCUGCUGCUGCUGCUGCUAUCCAAAGCCCUCCUCGAUCCUCCUCCUUCCCACUGAAUUGAUCUAGAAAAUGUAAUGUAUAUGCAAAUGUAUUGGGGGGUUCUAGUGUAAGUUAGACUGCCACUCUCAAGGAAGCAAAUCCAAACCCCUGAGCUGGAUUAGUAGUAUAGAUACAUACUCAUAAUAAUCUUUGGCAGAACAGAAUGAGUGAAUGACUGCUGCCUGUAAAUUAAACAUGGCCGGAAUUGUAUGAUGGAGCACAUUCAUUGUCGGUCUCGCUAACUAACAGCCAGCGGCUCGGCCUGGCUCGUAGUUGUAUGCCAACAAAUUAAAUACACCCUACAUGGGUUUCCGCUACCUAGCCAGAUCUUCCAACUCACACUAAGUUACCUACCUGCUGCCUGCCUGCCUGCCUAUGAUGAUGGAUGGAUGGAUGGAUGGAUGAUGCUCACAAAAUUUCCAAUAGCUGUAUGUAUGUAUGUGUGUUUGUUUGUGCUCUUCUCCUUCUAAGUAACCACCAAUCCAACAUUUUCACUAUAAUUAAUUAGUAAUGAUAUCUUCAAAAAAUGAUUCCUUGCGAGGCUAACUUUAUCUCCUUAUGUUUGUUGUUUAGGUCACUAAAACCAUUGUUACAAAACCUUUUUCAUUCCUAUUUUUUAAUGGAUUGGAUUUGGAUGGUCAAGGGGCUGGCAGUUGAUCUUUUCAACUAUUCAGCUAAAGACAACUGAAUAGUUCAACUGUCAGCUAAAGACAACUGAAUAGUUAACAAAUAGUUAAACUAUUUGUUAUUUUGUUUAAGCUUGCGUUCUCUGUGGAAUUACCCGUUUGAAUGAAUGAAUGAAUUAUUAACAUGUGGAUUUUUAGUUUUCUUU